Molecule: messenger RNA, 531 nt
Organism: Neltuma alba
Lineage: Eukaryota; Viridiplantae; Streptophyta; Magnoliopsida; Fabales; Fabaceae
Exons: 1
Coding region: 1-531 (176 amino acids)
Molecular function (GO): nucleic acid binding; RNA-DNA hybrid ribonuclease activity
Source: RefSeq, a predicted model, not a curated record
AUGGGGAAAUACAAACAUCAAAUUUUCAACUUUAGCGACCGAGAGGAAACUGUCUGGAAAGCACCGCCUCAAGGUUAUUUAAGGCUGGACACUGAUGCAUCAGUUAAUCAUGAACAGAAAGCAACAGGUGGAGGCAUAAUUCGAGACUCAUAUGGACAGUGGAUACUUGGGUACCAAUGCAAACUGGGAUAUGCACAAAGCACAACUGCAGAACUUCACACGCUAAGGCAAGGGCUUCAGUGCUGUCAGCAGUACGGACUAAAGAACGUAAUAGCAUAUACAGAUUCUAUGGAGGCUUACAAUCUAAUCAUGAGAGAUGGAGGCCAAAAUCACCCCCUAAGGGAAGAAAUCAAUGCAGCUCGUAACAUGAUCUUCUCAGAAUGGGUUCUACAACUCAAAUAUGCACCCAGAGACACAAUCAGAUGUGCAGACCGUCUAGCAAAAACCGCGCAUGACAUGGCGGGCAACUUCACGAUUUGGACUACCCCCACCCCAAAUGUUUGGACCUCCUUGAGGAGGAGGGUUCUAUGA